Molecule: messenger RNA, 1998 nt
Organism: Chara braunii
Lineage: Eukaryota; Viridiplantae; Streptophyta; Charophyceae; Charales; Characeae
Source: the annotation of a GenBank genome assembly
GUUUAUAUGUGUUUGGACUGCUCCUCAAAUAAGAGUAGAGAUGCUAGAACGUGAUUAUUAGCAUGGUAAUGGAAGGCGCAUGCUGGACGUUUGUUUGUGAUGGGCAGAGCCCAGACGGAACUAAGGCAACUCAGGAUGCCUUACGCACGGGAAGACCCGCGUAUGCUCGGGCCAAUUGAGAAAGAGGGAGGGCUCGAGGUAUCUUUACCUAGGCGGGUCAGAGCAGGAGAGCACCACUCUUCAUGGUGGGGAAUGUCGAUGGGUACGGACAUCUUUGUCUGGAUCGAGUCUGGGUUCGAUGACGAGCAGGAGUGUGCGAUUGUAAGGGUGACGCUGUACGCCUCGCCCUCAUUCUGGAUCGAGCAUGGGAUAGAGUUGGCGCUUGGACAUGGGAGCUUGCUUACUAAGCCUUUGAGGGUAGCCGAGGCAGCCGCGGCAAAGUGGGCGAGGGAAGUGUCCCGUGAUGGGGAAGAGCGAGUACUAACCCGCGUUGCUGUCAGCAUCAUGGCAGAAGAAAGCGGCUUCGCCAAGGUCCUGCGUUGGAAAAAUUCGUGCCAGCUGAAGGUGUUGUUGUGCGAGGCACUGCAAGAGUCAAUGCCUCCAGACCUCCAUGCUCUGUUGUUCCAAGGAAGAAACUUGUCUUACUUUCUGCGGGACUUUCAGGACUUUAGCCUUGCAAAGGAGUGGAACAAGAAGGCGAUGUGGUGUAUGUUUCCCUUGUUCGUCUGCGAGAGGCUAAGUGAGGAGGUGUAUACCCUCAAGCAGGAGUCGAAAAUAUGGGAUGAAUUGGUGCAUUCCUUAAGGCUAAGAUUCCCAGAAGACGGAGUGGAAGGUCCACAUGGGGAAUGCUCCGUGCCACCAGUUGCGGGCCCACCGUCGCAGGCGGAGUUAAGUGGGUUACAAAGGCAAGUAGGGGUAUUGGAGGAGAGGUUAGAAUGGCUAGAAGAGGCGAGGAAGGGUAAGCGGAAGGUUUCAGAAGACUCCCCAAGUAAGCCGACUGGCCAAGGCGAAGGAGGAGUACAGAAGGGUGACCAGGAAUCGCCCCUCUCGAUAGGAAUCCCAAAGAGGCAAGUCAGUGUUCAAGCAAGGGACAAAGGCAAGAGAGAGGAUGAGAUAAAGGAGGAGAAUGGACCUCUCAAGUUGACAAAGGCGCAGCGGAAGGCGAGGAACCUCGCUCAGGGGGGUCAAGGUACCGAAAAGGGACAGAGUUCGCAGCAAGUAGCGGCUACCCCGCAAGAGGGAGAAGGCGAGGCAAGACCAAGGGGGCCUCCUCUGAUCGAGCAAGCAUUACAUAGGCAGUGGACGCCGGGUAACCGAAUGAACUUGUGGCCGACAUACAACCCUUAUAUGCCUUGGGCGCAAAGCAAUUAUAUGGGCCAUUGGACGAACAUGAUGCCCCGUGGGCCCCCGCCAGUCCAAAUCCAACCUGUCGGACCGUUGUGGUCACCAAUACAGCAAGCUUCGCAGGACAGUAUGACAGGUGGAAGGGGCCAAAGGCAGGCAGUUGGAAGGGGCCGAGGAGAUGGCGGGCGUGACACUACGGGCCGAGAAGAUGGCGGGCGUGGCACUACGGGCCGAGGAGAUGGCGGGCGUGGCAAUACGGGCCGUGGAGACGGUGGACGCAGCAAUAGAGGCCGUGGGAAUGACAGGCAAGGCGCUGAAGGUCGUGGCGGGAGCCAGCGAAACCAUAAGUGGGGCUCAAAGAAGAAAGGGGCAUGACGGUGCCGAAUGAGAUGGUCAUGAGAGUGAGCCAAGUGAUUAAGGGUGCGGCGAGGGUAGAUGAGACGACUAGGGCAGAGAAAGUAUAGUAGGACAUAAUGGGGAUUCACCCUAACUCCUGGGUUGGGAAGUUUCUGUCAGUCGCCUGCCCUGGAUUUUUGGAUUCGUGUUGGUAGGGGUUAGUUGUACAUGUAUUGAUAUGGAAACUGGAGUACCAGGCUAACCAUUGCGUGACCCUAACCCCAUACUAAUUGGUAAAGGCUAGUUGCAUAUUAUCUG